AUGUCCUCCCUCAUGGCCGUCGCCACUGCUUCAUUAAUCAUUCCUGCAGCGCUCUACUCAACCGUGGAUGUCUCGAAAGAGGAGGGAUUUUCUCUUGUCCUUAAUCUCUCCCGAGGUACUUCGGUCGUUUUACUCAUCCUCUAUGUACUUUAUCUGGUUUUUCAACUACAUACACACUCCGACUUCUUCGACGCGGAACUUCAGUCCGAGGACCAGGAAAAUACCUCCCAACAAGAUAGCAACGAACAAGAUACCCCUAUCCUUACAGUUAUCGAGUCUGGCGUUGUCUUAGUUGCUGUUACACUCGCGGUUGCUGUCUGUGCUGAAUACUUGGUUGGCUCGAUUGACAGUGUUGUUGGGAGCUCUGGAAUUAGCAAAACAUUCAUCGGAUUGAUUUUGAUACCAAUCGUGGGAAAUGCAGCUGAGCACGUUACAGCUGUGGUGGUGGCGAUGAAAAACAAGAUGGACCUUGCAAUUGGAGUUGCGAUAGGAAGUAGCAUGCAGAUUGCACUUCUUGUUACACCAGCCCUUGUUAUUCUCGGAUGGAUUAUUGGGCAGCCAAUGAGCCUUUACUUUCAGACUUUCGAAACAGUGGUUUUCUUUAUGAGCGUCCUUAUUACAAAUUAUCUGAUACAAGAUGGGAAGAGCAAUUAUCUCGAGGGGGCUAUGCUACUGGGAAUAUACACCAUAAUUGGGAUAAGUUUUUAUGUGUACCCAGAUUCAGCUGGAAAUUCGGGUCCACCCUAUUAA
Messenger RNA from Morchella sextelata, 750 nucleotides. RefSeq lists its product as uncharacterized. Gene Ontology annotation, biological process: intracellular calcium ion homeostasis; calcium ion transmembrane transport. The coding region runs from base 1 to 750 and encodes 249 amino acids. The transcript is spliced from 3 exons. NCBI's taxonomy places the organism in Eukaryota, Fungi, Ascomycota, Pezizomycetes, Pezizales, Morchellaceae. Gene Ontology annotation, cellular component: fungal-type vacuole membrane. The record is from RefSeq and is a predicted model, not a curated record. Gene Ontology annotation, molecular function: calcium:proton antiporter activity.